This is a messenger RNA of Tremella mesenterica DSM 1558, 1047 nucleotides long. RefSeq lists its product as uncharacterized. The transcript has 4 exons. Lineage: Eukaryota; Fungi; Basidiomycota; Tremellomycetes; Tremellales; Tremellaceae. Gene Ontology annotation, biological process: SRP-dependent cotranslational protein targeting to membrane, signal sequence recognition; SRP-dependent cotranslational protein targeting to membrane. The record is from RefSeq and is a predicted model, not a curated record. Gene Ontology annotation, cellular component: signal recognition particle, endoplasmic reticulum targeting. Gene Ontology annotation, molecular function: 7S RNA binding. The coding region runs from base 1 to 1047 and encodes 348 amino acids.
AUGUCCUCAGGUCCUACCGUGGAGGACUACUUCGACGAUGAGACGGAUCUUCCUCUUCCUUCCUCUUCCCAGAUUCGAACUCUACCCGACCAAGGCUAUCGCGGAGCACUGCUGGAGGAGAUCGCGGACGAAGACGACGAUCUAGACUUCACCAGACUUGCCGAACAAUCUCGUGGAGUUUUUGGUGAGGGGACUCAAGCUCCGAUAACAUCGACACGGGCAUCUACAUCUACGGAGAAAGGUAAAGUGGCUUAUAGAGAUGGUGCCGAUAGUAUCUCACGAUCUUCCGGCGGCCCACCUAUCAACCCCAACACACCUAUGGGGACGUUUAUGGGGGAUAUGAUGCGACUUCAGCAGGUCGAAGAUGAGAGAAUCGCCAAACUUAGGAGUCAAUUUGAGGGGGCGAAUAUGGUAGAUGCUUCAGUCUACAAAAGUUGGCACACCGUUUAUCCAUUGUAUUUCGACGCCAAAGUAUCUAUCAAUAAUGGUCGUAGAGUGGGACGAAAAGACAGCUUAUGGUGGCCUCAGGCUACUCAUAUCAGUGCGGCCUGUCGCACUUUAGGUCUUCCUAGUGUUCUCGAACCUGAUAAGACACAUCCGGCCGACUGGGCGAAUCCAGGGCGAGUCAAAGUACAAAUUGUUGAAGAAGGCAGAUUCGUAAAUCCUAUCGUCAAAAAUCGUGCUCAAUUAUAUCAUCAGCUUUCCAAACAAAUUCUUGCUUCCCACCCCUCACUAGUGUUCACAUCUGAAGCUCGUCCUAAUAAAUCGACCAAAGUGAUUACCAAAGACAAGAAGAAAAAGAGCAAAGCAACACCGUCCACGAACCCUUUCAGAUUGCCCAGUCGACCUCCCAGGGCUCCUCAGCCUGUGCCGACACUAGAAGAACGAUUGCCUCUGCACUCGCCAAUGGUUCCCACCGGUGUGGCCGUGGCCGCGGUGAAACGUGAAGUAGAGGCGGAGAAGGAGAACAAGAAGAAGGGGUUGACGAUGGGAGGGGAGGAGAAGCAACCAAAGAUGAAGAGGGUGGUGGUGAGGGGGAAACGAUGA